ACUAUGACAGCGCUUUUCAAUACGAUUAUGAAUCGUUGAGGAUUGGUGGCCUAGUUUUUGCCGCCGUGCUGUUCCUCCUGGGCAUCGCCCUCAUCGUCGGCAGGAAAUGUGCGUGUUCCAAGAGUGGCAAGUCUAGGUCACGGGAUCCUAAUGCAGAAUCAGGUGUCCCAAGAGCUUAACACCACAGACAGAGAGCAGCUGUUAUCACGCUUUACCACCAGAUGGCAGCAGUUGCAAUCCGUUCUGCACUUCACUUGGAGGAGCUCUUCAACCUACACUGCAGCCAUGGGCACCACAGAAGCAAUAUUUCCAGAACAAAGGGACUUUGAAUAUGAUGAAGACACGUUGAGGACUACAGGAAUGGUCCUCGCUAUCAUCAUGUUUGUUUCUGGCAUUUUGAUAGCCUUAAGUAAAAAAUGCACAAAAUGUGUCAAAUCCUCCCCCAAGUCAGCUGAUACCCAAAUUCCCAAGACAGAGGUGCCUCCUCCAGCUGUGUAGAACUUUAUUCUUAUGUGUAAAACCAAGACCAGCAAAUAUGCAACAUGCAAGUAUGUUUUGGCUGUUAAACCCCCGCUGGAUGAUUCCUACAAAUAAUACGUGAAGCUUGAUAUGACGCAUCUACUCUGAGGAAUGCAUUUAAAGCAACUAUAUGCAACAGUUUGUCGUAGAAAAUAACACUUAAUUGGUGCUACUUUUCUUUAUUUAUAUCUUUUUCUUUCAUUAAUGCUAUAUAUUGUACUUCAUGGUGUUGCACACUUAAAUCAACAUUCACCUUUUUCAAGCUUAGCAUUUAUUUUUCAUAAAUAAAAAAGGUGGCAAUAUAAUUGUCAAGCUUUUUUUUUGUAUCAUGUUUUAAAAACAAUUAUUUAUUUUGCACUAAUGAUCUGUUGGAAAAAAGCAAUGUUGAAGCAUGAAAAGAUAUGAAGAAACUUCAAUAAAAUGGUACUGAUAAUGCAGA
Nerophis lumbriciformis (worm pipefish) is the source of this 958-nucleotide messenger RNA. It is a transcript of the gene fxyd5, whose product is annotated as FXYD domain containing ion transport regulator 5. Gene Ontology annotation, cellular component: membrane. Gene Ontology annotation, biological process: regulation of sodium ion transmembrane transporter activity. Gene Ontology annotation, molecular function: sodium channel regulator activity. Lineage: Eukaryota; Metazoa; Chordata; Actinopteri; Syngnathiformes; Syngnathidae. The record is from RefSeq and is a predicted model, not a curated record.